ACAAGCUCCCGAAGAGCCUAAUAAAAGGAACUUGUUUAUUUUUGCCCUUUAUUGGUUAGGUUAUAUCUUUCGAUAAGAGUAAUUUUUAGGCUACCUAGCUAUGGCAUGCUAAAGAAGAGUUCAAGGAAACAUUUAGCAGUCUUUUGGAGCUUGUAUAGCGUUGUUUACUCUUUAAGUAUUUUACGUGCCUCAAAAUAAAAUACUUUUUAUUGACAUUUGUUUACAUUUUUGUUCGGGGUUUUACCUAAACUUUGUUUUAAGAAAAUUAUGUUGGUGUAGUUUGCCGAACAAUUGAAAAAAGUCUUUCUUAACGCGUGCACUUAAUUUUACGAAAUUAAUAUAGUUUUAUGAGCGUUUCUAGAUCGUGAUUAAGCAAAAGAAUAAACAUGAAACAACCUAAGCUUGCAAAAUUGUAUUGUUUAUGAAAGAAACUUCGUCAAGGAACUCGUGGUUCAUCAUGACGCGGGACUUCACCGCACUGUAAAUAAAUGUGCUUCUUUUAAAAUAUUUAUGUUUCAAACAGCACUCAAACAUAAAUAGAUGACUGGUGAAAGCUCUACAUAUCUAGAAUAUAUAUCGAUAAUAAAUAUAUAUGUUUAAUUAAAUAAAUGUGCUUCUUUUAAAAUAUUAUGUUUCAAACAGCACUCAAACAUAAAUAGAUGACUGGUGAAAGCUCUAUAUAUCUAGAAUAUAUAUCGAUAAUAAAUAUAUAUGUAUAAUUAAAUAAAUGUGUUUCUUUUAAAAUAUUAUGUUUCAAACAGCACUCAAACAUAAAUAGAUGACUGGUGAAAGCUCUAUAUAUCUAGAAUAUAUAUCGAUAAUAAAUAUAUAUGUAUAAUUAAAUAAAUGUGUUUCUUUUAAAUUAUUCAUAUUUCAAACAUUGUUUAAUACGUAGUCGCAGCAAACGUCCUCUGUUAUUAUUCACACCUUUUAUAUUGCUGCACAGUUUGCAACAAACGGUUCGUUAUUUGAACAUGACAAGCCUAAACUUUUGGUCAAAUUUUUUUGUUGCGAUUAACAUGGCAAAAUGGUAUAAUUGUAUCCAUUACGUAAAGUCACACGAAAGUAUGAAAUACAAGACGAUAACAGAGAUUUCUUCUUGUCCUUCACUGUUAACAUGCGUUCAAAAAUGUCGAUUGAAAAAUUUGGAUGUUGUUUAUAAGGACGGAAAAUGUUACUGCAUUAUUGUUGCUGGAAACACAGAUGGCAAAAAAAACGAGAAUAAAGAAAAAGCGGCAAAAGUUUAUUCCGCAGUAAAAGAUCCUUCCAGUUAUUUGGACAACGGACAUCAACCAGUCUCAAUUAAUCUGUCGCGUGGAAAACCAGCAAGACAAUCAAGCGUCUACAAUCACAGUUUCAUUCCAGACGCAUCACUUGGAGUGGAUGGAAACAAAAAUGGUGAUUUCGAAGUCAAAUCGUGUUUUCACACUAAUAAUGAAACAUACCCUUGGUGGGAAGUCAACCUCCUUCAAAAUGCUGUUAUAACAAAUGUUGUUCUAUAUCCUCGCACUGAAUGUUGCCACCUCAGAGCAAAUAAUUUGAAACUGCUUGUGAGGAUUGCUUACGAGGAUUCCUGGAAUUUGUGUGCGUCUAUUGAACAACUGGGUACUACACCACUUGAUCAAAAAUGCGGUCAACAUGUGGUUGGUGGUAUUUUUCGAAUUGUACAACAUAAUACAGAACCCUUUCAUUUGUGUGAAGUUGAGGUAUUCGGGUACUUUUUAUAAGUAACAAACUGCACGAAAUUAAACUUCACUUAGCUCUGUUAGGAAGUGGAUUUUUUUUUAUUAUUGUUCAUUAUUAAUUGAUUUAAAUUUUAAAAGCUCGAAAAUGUUAAUACCUUUUACUUGGUGAUUUUUUGCAAUUUAACCAUUGAAAUUACUAAAAAAAUGUAGAAAUAAUUAGAACAAAAAAUUCCACAGCUGUCGACAAAGACCGACCUAUCUUUUAGAGCAAUAAGUCGUAUGCAGAAAAUUCUAAUAAACAUUGAAGUACACUGUUUGCUAUGAUUUUUGAACAGUCUUUAACACUUUUUUAUGUUACAAUCUUUUCCUUUCUCGCCAUUGUCAUCAUCAUCACGAACGUGUUUGGUUUACACUUUUAUACAUUUCGCCGCGUUAAGAAUAUUAAAUCUUUGAUUAAUAAAUAUAUUUCAUAUUACCUUGCAAUCACAAACCAUAUUUCUUUUUGCUUUUUUACAAUAAUUGCUUUUAUCUGAUGGCAUGGUAAUUAGACUUCUUUUUAACUUUCCACAUCAUUUGAACAAAUAUUUUUUGUGACUUUUUCUAAAUUUUUAUAACUUGGCACGGUAAAAAAAGUCUUAGUUUAAUUUUUGCUUUUGCUUUUUGGGGUGGUUAGUUUGUUGACAGGGAGUAUAAUGAGAAGUUUUUUCUAAAAAAAUUUCAAAUGAAAUAAUUACUUUCUCCCCUUUAUUUGUUGUAAUUAUUAUUUAUUCAUUAUUUAGACUUAUUCCUAGCACGUCUAUUUUGCAGACCCGAAUAUGUGUAAUUUACAGACAAGAUUUUUUAAAUUAUUUAAAUACUGAUCACUAUUAAAUUCUCCUAACAUAAACAUUUUUUUUUCUUUUUUACAACUUUUUAAAAGAGGCAUGACCAUUUGCAAAAGAGUAUUAAGCAGCGUUUGCAUUAUAAGAUUUUAUUUGACAGAUUUAUCUGAUUCGACAAAAUCUGAUAUUGUUAACAGAAAAUAUAAAAGUUUUAUUGUCGCAAAUUUAUCGUGAGUACAAUUUAAAACGUUAAAAUAAUAUUUUCACUAUAUUGUUUUAGUAUCUAUAACUAUUAUUAAAGUUCGCCGAUUGUUUUCUCAUAUUUUAAAUGAUCAAAGCCCAUUUU
This is a messenger RNA of Hydractinia symbiolongicarpus, 2852 nucleotides long. Its product is annotated as fucolectin-like. The record is from RefSeq and is a predicted model, not a curated record. Bases 975 to 1727 code for a protein of 250 amino acids. Lineage: Eukaryota; Metazoa; Cnidaria; Hydrozoa; Anthoathecata; Hydractiniidae. The transcript is spliced from 3 exons.